Molecule: messenger RNA, 936 nt
Organism: Glarea lozoyensis ATCC 20868
Lineage: Eukaryota; Fungi; Ascomycota; Leotiomycetes; Helotiales; Helotiaceae
Product: Thioesterase/thiol ester dehydrase-isomerase
Exons: 4
Coding region: 1-936 (311 amino acids)
Source: RefSeq, a predicted model, not a curated record
AUGGUUUCAACUGCGAAUGAGACUUUUGCAGGAUCGACCAGCCUAAAAGCACAAUCGUCCCAUACUUAUGAGGCAGACUUCCGUGAUAGUUGGUGCAUUGGGACAGUACCACAUGGAGGAUAUGUCACGUCCUGCUUCCUCCAGGUAGCAUCUAAACAUUUCAACACCACCUUGUCAAAGCAAAACCAACCACACUCCAUAGCUCUUCACAUAGACUUUCUACGAAGAACCGAAGCAGGCCCAGCACUCUUCACUGUCAAAGACACUAAACUCGGACGGCAAGCGUCUGUAAUUCAUGUCACAUUGACCCAAUCAGGUAGAGAAGAAGCUUUAGCUGUCAUUACCAAUUCCAACAUGACAACAGAGGAAGGAGUGUCAUUCUCAACUUCUUACAAGAUGACUCCUCAGCCCGUGCCAGUCUCACUAGAGCGGUUAUCCAAAGACGAGGAUGAGAAGUGGUGCCUUCAAUCUAGAAUGCCCUCUAUAAAAUUUCGCAAGGCAAUGGCCAAGCUUGAAUUCUACUAUCCCCGCAAUGGACAGGUCAGCAAUAGUUGUGCAGAUGAAUGGGUCAGACUGAGCACUGGGGAGAAAUGGACGAAUGCUUCCCUUGGUUUUCUAUCCGAUGCGUGGCCUAUGCCGGUGGAAACCAAUUUACGCGAACAAGCAAGUAGAGACCCGAACCACGACAGUAACAAGGCAAUCAUGUGGUAUCCGACGCUUCUCCUCAACAUCGACUUCAAGAAGGCUUUACCAGAAGAAGGCGUCAAAUGGUUGUUUGCGAGGACCGAAUCAAAACAGAUCAAAAACGGAAGGUUUGAUAUUGAGGUAGUGAUACUCGAUGAUACCGGAGACAUUGUUGCACUCAGUCAUCACGUUGCUUUGGCGGUGCCUGCUGAGCGAAAUGUCGCGAAGCGGGUGACGGGUAGUAAGAUGUAA